AUGGCAACUCAAUCUAACCGUCUCACAAACUACGCAGCUUUCCACCGUCAAGAUGGCUCUUCUCCGCAGAUCGGACACCUCGACCCAGCACAGCAGACCAUCCAACCGUUGACCUUUCUCUCCGGCACACCAGUGGAAAAUCUUUACCAAGUGAUCGAGGCAGGGUCCGAAAACAUAAUCGCUGCCGCGAUUCCUGCGAUUCCUCUGAAGGAUGUGAAACUGCUCCCUCCCAUCUCAGGACGGGACGUUCUGGCCGUCGGCAAGAACUACAUGGAGCACGCCAAGGAGUUUAACAGUUCAGGCUACGACAGCUCCGAUAAGGUCGACAAGCCCAGCCACCCAGUCAUUUUCACCAAACGUGCGACUUCCAUCAUGGCCGAUGGAGAGAACAUCCUUCUUCACAAGGGCUUCACGGAGAGUGCUGAUUAUGAAGGCGAGAUCGGUGUGAUCGUUGGGAAGGCCGGUUUCCGGGUCAGGGAGGAGGAUGCCUGGGAUUAUGUCUGGGGAUACACCAUCAUCAACGACCUGACAGCGAGAGAAAGGCAGCGAGACCACAAGCAGUUUUACAUCGGCAAGUCUCCCGACACCUUCUGCCCAAUGGGACCGGUUGCCGUGCCCAAAGAAAACCUGCCGAAGACCCUCCGCAUCCAGACCCACGUCAACGGAGAGCUGCGCCAAGAUGCAACAACAGAGGAUCUCAUUUUCUCGAUUCCUCAUCUCAUCAGCACGCUCUCGGCCGGCACGACCUUGCAGCCUGGUGAUGUGCUCGCGACCGGAACGGCAAGUUCGACUCCCGCUGGAGUCGGCAUCGGACGCAACCCUCCCGUCUUCCUGAAGAUGGGCGACGAGAUUGCCAUUUCUAUCGACGGAAUCGGGACUUUGACAAACAAAGUCGCCGAAGACUCAGCCGCCAACACGACCAUCGAACGAGUCACGUCCCAGUCCGCUUUCCAACUAACAAACGCGACAAGGACCAUCCAUGGUACAGCUGGCUUGACUAAAGUCAACUCCAAACUGCUCAACUACCGGCGCAUCGGCACUGGUAAAGAGAACAUCAUCUUCGUCCACGGACUCGGCGCAACGAAGGAGUUCUGGACUCCCUUGGUCACCGAACUUGGUCUCGAAGACUCUGCCACUUUCCAUCUCUUCGAUUUUGAGGGCCACGGGCUCAGUCCGACACACCCUCUGAGCAAGAUCUCCAUCGAGUCUCUCGCCGAAGAUUUGAUUGGAAUCUUCACAGGCGCUGGCGUUUCUGCUCAGAAUCCCGCCAUACUCAUCAGCCACUCGAUGGGGUCUAUCAUCUCCACCAAGUUUGCUCUCGAUCAUCCUUCCCUGAUCAAGAAGUUGGUCCUUAUCGGCCCGCCGCCCUCUCCGCUCCCGAGCACGGCUGCCGCCCACCUUCUCGACACUGCGGGUUUAGCGAGAAGUCAGGGCAUGACCUCCGUCGUUGAGCAGAACGUUGCACUCAUCUCACAAUCCUCGAAGGCGAAAACUCCUCUUGCCGCAACUGCCGUCAGAAUGAGUCUCUUGAGCCAGGAUCCUGAGGGCUAUGCGAAGGCGGCCUCGGCCCUCGCUCAAUUCACGGAGCCUUUGCCUCUGGAGAAGCUGGGCGUUGAGACGCACAUCAUUUCCGGACAAGCUCCCUCUUCUGGCGACGAGUAUGUCAGAAGGAUCAGAAACUCGACGCAAACUGUACUCUCUCAUGUUGGACAUUGGCACUUGUUCGAAGAUCCAGUCGAAGUUGCAGCUAGCAUCAAAAGUUUCUUGUAG
Colletotrichum karsti is the source of this 1770-nucleotide messenger RNA. RefSeq lists its product as uncharacterized. The transcript is spliced from 3 exons. Bases 1 to 1770 code for a protein of 589 amino acids. NCBI's taxonomy places the organism in Eukaryota, Fungi, Ascomycota, Sordariomycetes, Glomerellales, Glomerellaceae. Gene Ontology annotation, molecular function: acetylpyruvate hydrolase activity. The record is from RefSeq and is a predicted model, not a curated record.